Messenger RNA from Caenorhabditis auriculariae, 3423 nucleotides. The record is from the annotation of a GenBank genome assembly. Lineage: Eukaryota; Metazoa; Nematoda; Chromadorea; Rhabditida; Rhabditidae.
AUGGAGUCGAUAGAAAUAAAAACGACAAUCGGCAUGAUCGCUUGCUGCGAAUGCGGGGUGCCAAUAGAGCCAAACCAAGCGAAUAUGUGCAACGGAUGUCUGAGAUCCCGAGUCGACAUCACUGAGGGAAUCACCAGAUCAAGUUAUAUUCAGAGUAUUUUCUCGUUAAAAAAUACUUUUUCAGCCACGAUCUACAUGUGUAAGUUCUGCGAUCGCUACUUUGUGCCGCCGACCACGUGGAUGCGAGCCGAACUCGAAUCUAAGGAGUUGUUGUCGAUUUGUCUGAAAAAACUCAAGCCAAUGAUGACAAAGGUAGUUUUUUCAAACAUUAUUUCUUUUUUUUUCUAUUGAAAUGAUGGGAACUCGGCAGUUUUCUGAGACCCUGCCUGAAAUGGCUGAAUUUUUGAUUUAAUGAGUAUGAAAAGGUCGCGAGAAAUUGGACAGAAGACCUAUAUAUUCUUCACAGGUUCGCCUCACGGAUGCGGCAUUCGUCUGGACGGAGGCUCAUUCGAAGCGGAUAAAAGUGAAGCUGACGAUCCAGAAGGAGGUCUUCACCAGCACGAUUCUGCAGCAAUCAAUGGUCGUCGAAUUCACAGUCAACAAUCAAGUAUUGCCCAACAUUGCUUUUCCAUGUACACUUAGGAGUUCAGAUGUGCGAUGAUUGCCGUCGAGCUGAAGCCAAGGACUUCUGGAGAGCCUGCGUCCAAGUGCGGCAGAAGGCCGAAUUCAAAAAGACGCUUUUCUACCUGGAACAGCUUCUUCUUAAACAUUCGGUUCAUUCAUAGUUUUCUUCUGAAAAACAAAGAUUUUAGGCGCAUAAAAACUGCACUGGCGUUAAACCGGUCCCGACUGGAAUCGACUUCUACUUUUCGAAACUUCAAGAUUCAAGAAGCUUUGUAGAUUUUCUGGUGACCGUCUUGCCGUGUAAAUAUCAUUACGCCCAGGUUUUGUGCAGAGUUUUUCAGAUUUUUUAAUAGUCAACGCUUCAGGAACUUGUUUCUCACGACACCAAGAACAACACUUACGAUUACAAACAUACUUUUUGCGUUGAGAUCGUCCCCAUUUGCAGGUAUUUUAUGGGAAAAAAUUAGAUCAAAGAAAAAUAUAUAUAUAUAACUGCGUCGUUGUCGCCAUAUAGAUGUUCCUUUUAGGGAAAGAAAGGUUCCUUUUUUUGCUGCCUUUCCCUUUUCCACCAUUUAUCGAGCCUUUAAAAUCCUAGAAAAAAUGGAAGGCUUCUCAAAGAGACCAUUUUUGAUGCCUUUCUGCGGCCUUUUUUGAGCCUCUCUCUUUUAGCGACCAUUAUCCACCAUUCCGACUUUGCCGGAGUAUUAUUUUGUUUUUUCUUAAGAAAUAGGGUCUUUUCACUUUUUUCAAAAGAUUUUCAGCAAGGGGAAUCAGUUAUUUUUAAAAGUUCAACAUUUGGUUUUUUAUUUUUUUGGGUCUCUAAACCAGUUUUGUGAAGUAUCGUCUCAAAAAAUAACCAGUAUGAUUUUAUUUUCAUCGUGACUCCCAACUUACCAAAUUAGCAAUGAGCUAUGCGACAGUUUCAGAAAACAAUGGAUUUCAGAGACGAUAUCGUUUGUCUUCCGAAGAAAGUGGCCCAGCAAUUGGGAAACAUGUCUCAGAUCGUGAUUUGCCUCCGAAUAUCCAACGUUAUUUCUCUGAUCGAUCCCAACAACUUGCAGAUUGCCGAUAUACAAUCGUCAGUUUCCCGAAAAAUAAUAGUUUUGGCUUUCCUUUUUUUCAGAACAAACUUCUGGCGUGACCCUUUUGAGUCCUUGUGCACACCGAAGCAGCUGACAGAGUUUUACGUUUUGGAUGUGGAACAGGACCAUAAUUUGGCUAGAAAGGUGGCAAUUGAUCUUUUUUGUGUUCAAUAUGUUUUUUUUUCUCGCCAGGCCGGCCAUGGUUUCGUCAGCAAGAAGCACCUUUUCGCCAAUGUUUGGUUGGUUCGCAGUGAUCAGGUUAGUUUUUUUUGCUGAUCUCGGCAUUGAUGAACUAGAUUUUCGUAACUAAUAUUAACGAUUUCUCUUACAAGGAAGUAAGGGGUCAGAACUUCCUGAAUAGUCGCCAGAACACUCCUCGAUGUACCAGAUAAGCUUUCUGAAAGUCCUAAACUGCAAAACUUCCUAGAUCUUGAAAAAGGACACCUCAAAGUCAAAUAAAGUUUUGAAAAUCCGGUAAAAUAGGCUAUUUUUGUUUGGGCUUUGACCCCGGAUUUCUCGAAAACUAGGGAGUUGGGCAGGUUGAGACUUUCAGAGUCUUCUUUAGGAACAUCAAGAAGAGUUCUGGCCUAUUUUCAGGAAAUUCCCAACAGGUAUAUUGACCUCCCUUGAGAAUCCUUAACAAAAAAAUGUUUAUCAUUUUGUAAGUUCAAAAAAAUUUGACAAAAAAAUAAAGCUACAAUGAGAUCGUUUGAGAAAGACAUCCAAUCAUUUUUUUAAGUUCCUAACAUUUUUUUCUUUUUCUUUCUUUUUUUGUUUGAAAAAAACAAUUUUUUUGAAGCGAAAAAUUACUUUUGAACACGGCAUCAAAUUUCAAUCUUGAGGCGUUUUUUUGGAAAAAAAGUUUAUUCAGCGAUUCUGAUAGAAAUUUUUGAAGGCCAUGUAUUUUUUUCAUUUGUGACUGGUUUAAUAAUAGAUUGGAAUUUUUGAGAGUUUGAAGUUAUUAUUUUUGAAAAAAAGUUUCAUUAAGUUCUAACUUUUUUUAUUUUUCCCUACUUCAAUAGUUAACUAACGUUAUUGAAACACAGUUUCAAAAAAAAGUUAUUUAUUAUGCAUUAUCAGUUUUUUUGAAGGUUGGAAACUCGGAAGCGCAAACAAUCUACACAAGAACACAUUUGGGUCAUUUGCUUCAUCCUGGAGAUCUUGCUAUGGGUUUUCAGUCUAUUAUUAAGUCAUAUAACUUCUUUUUUAAAGGUUUCGAUAUCAGAAACUGCAAUGUGAACAAUCGAGUUUUUGAUGAAAUGAAAGCUGACGACGUUCCCGACGUCGUUUUAGUGCGAAAGGUCAGUUUUUCGUCAUGGUUUUCUCAAACGAAAUAUUUGAUUCAGGUCUUCGACCGAUCUCGACGUGCCGCUCGUCGUCAAUGGAAACUGAAGCGUCUUGUCGUCGACGGAAAUAUCAUUGGAAAUGAGACGGCGUCGGUCGCCGACGAGUUCCAACGCUUCAUGGAAGACGUCGAAGAAGAUCCUCAGAUGCGCGAGAAGAUCAACAUCUACAAGGUUUCCUCUUGCUCAUUUAACAAAGUAAUUGAAUUUUGAAGGAUUCGGAGAAGAUGGCCCAGAGGAUGAUGGUGGAAACGGACGACGAAGUUCCUCCGGAUGGACCGACACUGGCCGAGAUGCUCGACGACCUGCACAUCGACAGCGACGACGACUCCAGACGUCGCGAAUCCGUCAGCGAGGAAACCAUGGAAACUUGA